GUGCGAGACAGCAGCGCAAACGGACGUCAAAACGCGACUUUUUGUUUAUUAUUUUUUUUUGGUAGUUAUGUUAAAACCAAGUUAUAGCUUAGCCGGCUGUGUGUUGUUAAUAACACUGAGCGUAUGCUUGGCAUGGAAGCCCAUUGCCAGCAGCAGCAGUCCCAUCACCGCCUACAGCCUAAAGCAAUCGCAUCCAGGCGAGGCAAGCAGCAGCCAUGAGCUCGCCACCAGCUACAGUCAGUUCAAUGCCAAUAAACCAGACGAGUCCUUUGUGUUUCAAGCGGAUGCGAGCAGCAGCAGCAAAGCGCUGACGCUAGCGGAUGAGGAUAUAGGACAAUAUGAUAGCUAUAGUCUGGAGGAUGAGCCGCAGCAGCAGCAACAUAUAAUCAAGAGCAGCUUUGGCAGCGCGCCCGCCGCUUAUGCCGCCGAUCGCUGCAGCGUCAAAAAGUUUGCAUUCAAUCAAGACGGCAUUGUGGACUAUAACAAUAAGCUGCCCGAAUUGGAGCAGUUUACGACCUGUCUAUGGAUGCGGUUCACCAAUCAUAGCGGCGACCAUGUCUUGUUCACAUACGAGACCGAAAAGGAAACGCGUGAGAUACAAAUCUGGGUCGCGAAUGCACAAAAUUCCAGUUUCCUAUCGAUGGCCAUAAAAGGCCAACAAAUGUACAGAUUGAAUUACCCGCUGCGCAUGAGGCAAUGGCAUCAUAUGUGCAGCUCUUGGAAUGGCAAGACCGGCGAGUGGCAGGUGUGGCUCAAAGCUGAGCGCAUUGGCAGAGGUUUUCACAACUCGCUUGUGGGCUACAAGAUACCAGCGAAUGGUAAAAUGCGUUCGGGUGGCAGCUCCAUAACCGGCGAAGUGAUUCAAGGUCUGCACUUUGAGGUGACGCUGGUUCAAGUUUAUCGCGUUGCGUUGAGUGCCGGCAAAGCGCAUCGCGACCACAAGCAUCAUCAUGUGCAUCACUUUGAUCACGAGGGUCAGGAGCUAUCGAGCACACCACGUGCGCCGCCAGUUAUAAAUCGUCCGCAGCCCAUGCACUCGCUGCUCGCCAGCGGUCAAAUACCCUCCAGAGUGCGUCUCAAUCUGGCAGGACCAACGCCCUCGCAGAUGCCAGCGCAGGAUGCAUCCACACAGCCGCAAUUAACACUCAAUACCAACUUUGUUAAUGGCCAAAUCAAUGCUGGCUCACGCUUGGUGGCGCAACAGCUGCUGGCCACGCCUGCCAGCCGCCUGCCUGCCACGCCCAACAAUGCUGCACGCUUUCAAAUGCUGAGCAAUUCGGCCAAUGUGCAGUUCAUUGAUGAAACAGAGACGCACAUACAAUUCAAAAGACACACGAACAAAUCGAAGCUGCAGAAACGCGAGCUGGUGCUGCUGGACAAUGGAGCAAUUGUGGAUGAUGCUGCUGAUGCUGCUGCUGCCGCUGCGCCUGAAGAGCUUUACAAUGGUCUCGCCGACUUUGGCGAUCAGCAGUUCAAGCAGGAUCUAACACACAGAAUGAAUCUGGAGCAGGAGGUGAGCACGCAUGAUCGCGAGCCAGCCGAGGAGGAAGUCAAAGCGGUCAUGGCCAUGUGCAGCAGCUGUGACCCGGAACCUUUCCAGGGUGCCAUUGUAUUUGCUUGGAAGAACGUUAGCGAGCAUAUGGACAAUACGCUCAAGGGACUGAGCGUGGGCACUUGUGGUCAUUUCUGAGCCUGCUACUUAGCCUAAUACGAGAAUUUUCUUUUCAUUUGUUUUCGAGUUGAAAGAAUUAGUCAAAGUAACUAUCGAGCACUAGUAAAUAUUAAUUUGUAGACAGUUGAGAAACUCUUCUAUGCAUAGCUGUUAAAUUUGCUAAGCAAUUAAAUUAUAUAAGUUAUAUACAGUUGAUAAAAUUAGCAAACGCUAAUUGCUGAGCAUUGCAAAUAUUUCAACAAAUAAUCAAAUACUAUCAAUGAAAUUGAAAUUACUCAAAAUA
Molecule: messenger RNA, 1955 nt
Organism: Drosophila busckii
Lineage: Eukaryota; Metazoa; Arthropoda; Insecta; Diptera; Drosophilidae
Gene: b6
Exons: 5
Coding region: 68-1690 (540 amino acids)
Source: RefSeq, a predicted model, not a curated record